Messenger RNA from Hydractinia symbiolongicarpus, 2624 nucleotides. RefSeq lists its product as uncharacterized. NCBI's taxonomy places the organism in Eukaryota, Metazoa, Cnidaria, Hydrozoa, Anthoathecata, Hydractiniidae. Bases 451 to 960 code for a protein of 169 amino acids. Gene Ontology annotation, biological process: DNA catabolic process. Gene Ontology annotation, cellular component: cytoplasm. Gene Ontology annotation, molecular function: nucleic acid binding; 3'-5'-DNA exonuclease activity. The transcript has a single exon. The record is from RefSeq and is a predicted model, not a curated record.
AAAAAAUAUACAGACAUGGGUGUAAAGUUGCGGACCAGAUUUUUAAAUUUAGUUGUAAAGAGAAAGUUUUUGGCCACAUGCAGAGAAGUGUUAAGUGAAGAAGAGAAGUGUGAGAAUACAGAAGAGAACUAUUUCGAUCAUAGGCGAGAAAGUGUUUUUAAAAUGAAAGAGUGAAGAAUUGAAAAAGUGAACCAUAGGGGCCAUCGUAUUUAAUGAGCAACAAGUGCUUAUAUUCAGCAUUUUAAUAUAAAAAAUUAUAUGUAUAUAAAAAUAAAUUUGGGAAAAUAUAGAAAGAAAAUUAUCUCAUCCUCGGUAACAACACUUUAAUUUUAAAUCGAUAUUUGAGCCGAAAAACAAAAGAUAUACUACGAUUCCAGCUUAAACGUUACGUGUAGGAAAACAUUGAAUAAAAGCAACGAUAUAUAUUUAAAUAAAAGUUUACCGUUAAAAAUGGCGGAGAUUGGUAUUAAAAUAAAACCACUCACUACACCAGAAAUAGUAAAGGUUUCAAACUUGAAUGAAUAUACUUUAUGUAUAUUUGACAUAGAAACAACAACUUUGUUUACCUUUUGUGAAAUUAUCCAAAUUUCAGCAAUUCGCUAUGACAGAAUCGAAUCACCACUCGAUGUGUACAUUCUUCCUAAUGGCAAAAUACCUCACAAUCAUGUAACUGGAAUAUCAAAACAAAGAGAAAAUCUUUACGACCAAAACUUAGAAAGAAUUCCUUCAGUAAGGGCACGAGAAGGAUUGGAAAGGUUUUUAAGAUGGAUGGAGUCUUUCGAAAAGAAAGUUGUACUUAUUGCUCACAACGCUAAACAAUUCGAUGUCAAACAUCUUUUGCGUACCAUGGAAAAACAUUCUAAACUGGAAAACUUUGAAAGAGUAGUCGCUGGAUUUGUAGAUACCUUACCUUUAUUUAACCCUAUUCGGUCCGGGGGGUGGCGGAUUCCGCCCCCCUGACGGUCUUUUUUUUAAUAACUCCUGAUUGCUUUCUUAUAUGGCUAUGAUACUUACUGAGUUUCAACAUUUAUCUAUUAGACACCUGCAUGCUAAAUUUUUAGCAUCGAAACUACCCCUAAAAUCUCUAUGAAAUCCUUAUAAUGGGGAAAAUAUAAUAACUCCUGUUAGGAUUAUCCUUACAACUUGAAACUUGCAACACAACUUUCAUCAAGUUUCAUCAAGAAGAAUCAUUUUGAAUAAUUUUGACACGUGACUAAUCCGAUUUCCCGAUUUUGUCGGAUUUUACCCGAAAAUCGGAAAAAACGGAUUUUCGGGCAAUUUUUGGCAAUUUUUCAUCCGAUCCAUGUAAAAACCGGAAGAUAUGUUAAAAAAAAUUUAUUUAGCUUUCAGAAACUUCAAACAGAAUGUAAAAAUUCGCUCUAGAACAAAAGUAAUUAUAUUUAAGUAGAUAGUUGCAUUUUUAACAAUUUUCAAGCUUCUGAUGACGUCACAGAAAAUGUGCUGACGCAAGCAAAAAAUUUUUGCCGUCAUUUUGUUCCUUUUAUGACGUACUAUAAGUGUGCCAAGUUUGAUUCAAUUUGAACAAUCCUAUGAAAAGUUAUUGAGGAGGGGCGGAAUCCGCCCCCACCCCGGUCAUAGUAUGUUUGAAAAACCCCGGACCAAAUAGGGUUAAAGCCCGUUCAGAAAAAAGUUGCAAAUUGGGAAACCUUUACGAGGAAUACGUUGGAGGUAGUUUUGACUGGCACAAUGCCGCGAAUGACUGCAAAGCCUUAAAGAAGAUUCUUCGAUGUGCAUUUGUCGACAAUGGCGAGUUAGAGGCCCACAGUCUUAUUUUUAAAUAUGCAAGGGAAUAUUACAUGUAUUUAUCAAAUAAAAGAUCGAUUGAAAGCACGUAUGCAGAGUGUUUAAAAGUAGGUGCAAUUACAAGUAAUAUGCAAGGAAAGCUAGUGUUGGCUGGUAUUAGGUAUGAAGACACGGUUGCUAUAUACCAAAAAGAAGGAGAAGAAGGAUUAAAGAAGUUGUUAACAGGGUGUCGAAAACAUUCAGUGUGUUACUAAGAAUAAAAAAGUUCUUGAAAAAUUGGUUGAACACUUGUCAAAAUUGGAAUGAAAGACAUUUAUAUGUAACGAUGAAUUGUUAAAAGAAGGAUCAUGUUACGACCAGUACAGCUUAAGAUGGCGGUAGCCCCUUUUUUGCAAAGUUAUACUGAACAUGACGAUUCCAUAACAUUUUUAUUUUAAUAAUUAUCAUUAUUUGUCUGGUAACAUUAAUUAAAAGUUACCGCAAGAAAACCGGCAUGCUAGAAAAUAUCCAUGUUUUUAUUUUGAGAAAUCCUGGUAUUUUUGUGUGUCUGUAGUAUAAUUUUAUUAGUAUCAGUUUUUUAGAAAAGUGUGUUUCAAACAAAAAAAUUCCCACUUAAGAUGGCAGUAAACCAUUGUUAGCCGUUUAAACAGAUGGAUUUUUUAGUCAGUGUAUUAUCAAUACGAACUUUUUUUAUUAUUUUAUGAAAAUAUUGACCUUCAGGCACAUAGAAACAGUUUGUUUAAUUUUUUAAUUUGCUGAGUCAACAGAUAUACUCAUUUAUAAAUAUGAAAUAAAGAACAAAAUAAGCAGCUUUCACGAGCUCAACUUUUUACAAACUCAUGAUUUUAUAUUGACUUCUG